CUUUCAGUUAAAUCUUGCUAAAUAUGUGUUUUUUAUGUUUUUCCUAAAUUUCACUGCCACUAAUUAUUAACCUAUUAAAUCACCAAAACUUAACAAACAUCCUUAGUAACUUCAUUGAACUAAUUAAUACUUAAAUAAUAAUCACACAGAACAGCCCUAUUUGUUGUUGAACAUCUCAAUGACAAAAUUUGACACUAGCUGCCAUAUUGAUUAUAUUCAUCUGUCAUGUAAACGUCACUCGAGAAAUCGGUUGGUAUUUUCGUGGAAAAUGCGUGAUCACAAUUGAACCAAGGCUUUAAAACUUUCCUUUUACUCAAAACCCACCACUUAAUUGUAUAGUGCUAACGAAUUGUUAAUAAUUGGGCGAGAAUAGGUUAUUUGGGUGGAUAUUGCGAUUCUGGUGUAAAAGUGAAAGUCACUAGAUUGGGCGCGGGAAAUAUGAAUUCCAAUUAUGCGGUGGAUCCGAUACAAAUGAGAUUUUUGAUUGAAAAUUGCAAAGAACCUUUGAGGUUCAAGAAUUAUAUUGGUUGUAAUGUUAUGGAGUGGUCGUUGGAGAAAUGGAAAGCCAUUUUGAAGGAUGAAAUCAUGGAGUUUCGGUGUGGAGUUAGCAAAUACACCAAGAAUCCACAAUGGGAACGGACCACAAAAAUAGAACACAUGAAAUUCGAUGAUUUUUUAACCACCAUGGAAACAAAUAGUAAAAAAUGGUUGUAUUUUGACUAUAAAUACUUAAAAGAUUGGCUUUCAAAUGUGGAGGAAUUAAAAAAUGAAAUUUCUUGGGAAGCUUUUGGUUUUCCAGAGUUGAAUUUUGAGCACUCAACACUGUGGAUUGGAUCUAAAGGAGCCCAUACACCUUGCCAUAAAGAUACAUACGGGAGUAACAUUAUUUUUCAAAUUUUUGGACAAAAAGAGUGGAUUAUUUUUCCUCCUGAAGAAAAUCUUCAGCAAACAAGAAUUCCUUACGAAGAAUCCAGUAUUUAUUCAAAACUUAACUUUUAUAGUCCAAAUCCUAAAGAUUUUAAAGCUUUAUCAAGAUGUAGAAAAAUUACCUUAAAUCCUGGGGAUGUUUUGUUUUUACCAAAUAAAUGGUGGCACUAUGUCGAAAAUUUGGAAACCUCCAUAAGCCUUAAUACUUGGAUUUCAAUGGAAGUUGAUCACGAAGAAAGAAUAAACGAGUCGUUAAUUCAAUUAAUAAUAUCGCAAUUUUCAAAGGAUUUGAACAAAGAUCAGCAAAAAAUUUUGCUGAAUCCCAAUAUACAAGAUGAAAUACAAAAUCUAAAUUUCGCUACAGCCAUAGAAACUGUAAAUUUCUGCAAAGAAAAGUUUAUGGAGGAGCAGAAAAACAAAAAAUUUAAAAGUGAACAAAACGAAAACGCUAAACCUCAGAAUUUUUUAAGCGUUGAUAAAAUUUUAGAUGAGAAUGUUUUUAUUGAAAAAGUUAAUGUAAUGAGCAAUGAAGAAUUUCAUCAAUACAUAGAAAAUAAGAGUAAAAACUUUAAGAUAGAUACAAAUUUUGAUGAUAAUGAAAUAAGGAAUAAUUGUAUAGAAAAAACAAUCGAUGCUUUUACCGACCCUGAUGUUAUAUCAUUGGUUAAACAAAAGUUGUUGAAUAGUUAGAGAAAUAAACGUGUUUUAUUAAAAAAAAUUAUUCUUGUAUUUUAAUUGAAUGAAUUUAUUCCUGAUUUCACAAACUUCUACUGUCUGUCCACUCUAAGUUGGCGGAACUAAGGAAUUUUGUAGUUUAGAUAUUAAAGAAUUGUCGUACUGUGUGCUU
Messenger RNA from Brassicogethes aeneus, 1774 nucleotides. Lineage: Eukaryota; Metazoa; Arthropoda; Insecta; Coleoptera; Nitidulidae. The record is from the annotation of a GenBank genome assembly.